Sparassis crispa is the source of this 564-nucleotide messenger RNA. Its product is annotated as Adenine phosphoribosyltransferase. Gene Ontology annotation, molecular function: AMP binding; adenine phosphoribosyltransferase activity; adenine binding. The coding region runs from base 1 to 564 and encodes 187 amino acids. Gene Ontology annotation, biological process: adenine salvage; AMP salvage. The record is from RefSeq and is a predicted model, not a curated record. Gene Ontology annotation, cellular component: cytoplasm. NCBI's taxonomy places the organism in Eukaryota, Fungi, Basidiomycota, Agaricomycetes, Polyporales, Sparassidaceae. The transcript is spliced from 4 exons.
AUGGAGACAUCAACACCAGAUGUGCAGUUCUUGAGGAGCCUCAUGAAGGCGCACCCUGAUUUUCCAAAGAAGGGGAUCGUCUUUCUAGACAUCUUCCCCAUAUUCCGCGACCCCUUGGGCUCUGAGACGCUUAUCACACACCUGCUAUUCCAUUUGACGUCGGUCACUAUCCCGCGAACACCGAACAAGAAGAUAGAUGUCGUUGUCGGUCUUGACGCCCGGGGGUUCCUCCUCGGUCCUAUAAUCGCCCUCCGGUUGGGGGCUGCCUUCGUACCUGUGAGGAAGAGAGGAAAACUCCCCGGUAAAUGCAUACAAGCGACGUACGAGAAGGAAUAUGGACCGGAUAUCUUCGAGAUGCAAUCGGACGCAAUCCAGCCAGGUCAGAAUGUCAUUGUCGUCGAUGAUCUCAUCGCCACCGGCGGUUCGGCGAAAGCGGCCGGGGAGCUUGUCGCUCAACUUGGCAGCAAAGUUGUCGAAUAUUUGUUUAUCGUAGAGUUGGCAUUCCUCAAGGGUGUCGAAAAGCUUGACGCGCCAGCCUACUCCAUCGUAAAGGAGAACGACUAG